This is a messenger RNA of Hevea brasiliensis (rubber tree), 462 nucleotides long. Its product is annotated as stigma-specific STIG1-like protein 1. The record is from RefSeq and is a predicted model, not a curated record. NCBI's taxonomy places the organism in Eukaryota, Viridiplantae, Streptophyta, Magnoliopsida, Malpighiales, Euphorbiaceae. The coding region runs from base 1 to 462 and encodes 153 amino acids. The transcript has a single exon.
AUGAAGUUACCAAAGGUUUUCUUGAUUCUAGUUGUUGUCAUGGCUCUAGUUAUUAGCAUUGCUGCAUUGCCACUCAAAGAAGAGCAAGAACAAGAAGAUGACGAUAUGGAUUAUGAACUGAUCGAACGAUCUGAUGAAACAACCGAUAUUAGUUCUGAACAUGGAUUUGGUUGCAUUCUUGCUCAAAAGAAAAGAAAAACUCGUCGUAUGACUUGUAACAAGUUUCCUAGGAUUUGCCAUGCUAAGGGAAGUCCAGGGCCUUAUUGUUGCAAGAAGAAGUGCGUUAAUGUUUUGACUGAUCGCUUUAACUGUGGAGCCUGUGGGAAGAAGUGCAAAUACAAUCAGAUAUGCUGCAAUGGCAAAUGUGUGAACCCUUCCUUCAAUAGGAGACACUGUGGGGGUUGCAACAAUAGGUGCAAAAAUGGAAGCUUUUGUGCUUUUGGUCUCUGCAAUUAUGCUUAG